AAAAGUAGUCAGUCAGCUGUCUACCUACCUGCAUGCCGCUGAGUCUCAGUAGUCUGCCUGCUAACCUGCUUCGCUUUUAUCAUAAUUUGUCUAGUUAGAAAUAAAUAAUUAUGGAGCUGCAACUGAACUUUAAAUAGCUUAUUGAAUACUACUUAACUGUAAAGCACUUUUAUAUUGCUGCGUUACGUGGUUACGUGCAAUAACUUAGUAAGAUAAAAAAUGGAGCCCAAGCCGUAUGUUGUUGAAUUAGAUCCAGAAACAAAUACUUUACUGAAGAUGUAUCUAUUCCAAAAUAUUCAAAAUUUAGAGGUUAUUAGAAGUAAUAUAAUUCAGGGUGUUUGGAACUGUGCUGCCAUAAAGCCUAAUUUGAUCAUAGAGCCGUUCCAGGUAGCUGUAGCAGCUAAUAGGGCUGUUUUAUCUGAAAAGCAAGGAGCCUUAGUGACUAAAACAGUAUUUUCUGAAAUAUUGUACAAUUUGUCACUGACAAGGAACAUUACUCAGAGUCUGACUAGGUUUGGGAUAGAGAAGGAUCCAAACCUGUUAAUUUGUUUUUUAGUCACUGAUCAAUCAGAUGCUAGUAAAGACAUUUUACCACAAAUUGAAGGUGAAAUGUUGCCUAUGAGUGACUUGAAAGGAUUUACAUGCUCGAAGAAUCUGAAGAGUAUUUACAAGUUGAAAGACAUACCAACACAUCAAGAUUUAACAGAUGUUAUUGUCAGCAGAAUGGUCACUAAAAAUUUUGUGACUCAUUGAUUAAAUAAAGUUUUACCACUGAA
Messenger RNA from Helicoverpa armigera (cotton bollworm), 776 nucleotides. Its product is annotated as EKC/KEOPS complex subunit Tprkb. Bases 220 to 753 code for a protein of 177 amino acids. NCBI's taxonomy places the organism in Eukaryota, Metazoa, Arthropoda, Insecta, Lepidoptera, Noctuidae. Gene Ontology annotation, cellular component: cytosol; EKC/KEOPS complex; nucleus. The record is from RefSeq and is a predicted model, not a curated record. The transcript is spliced from 2 exons. Gene Ontology annotation, biological process: tRNA threonylcarbamoyladenosine modification.